Messenger RNA from Geodia barretti, 537 nucleotides. The record is from the annotation of a GenBank genome assembly. NCBI's taxonomy places the organism in Eukaryota, Metazoa, Porifera, Demospongiae, Tetractinellida, Geodiidae.
CUGAUCACCGUGCGGGGGCUCAACCUGCUGCGGCGCUGCCCCGUCGUGCUCUAUGCGGGCUCGCUGGUGCCGCCGAUGAUCCUCGCGGAAGCCCCGGCGGGUGCGCGCAUCGUCGAUACCGCACCGCUCGAUCUCGACGCGAUUAUGGCCGAGAUGGAGCAGGCGGCGGUCGAGGGCCACGAGGUCGCACGGCUGCAUUCCGGCGAUCCCUCCCUCUAUGGCGCUAUCGCCGAGCAGAUGCGCCGCCUCGACCGGCUCGGCAUCCCCUACGACGUGACCCCCGGCGUGCCCGCCUAUGCGGCGGCGGCGGCGGCGCUCAAACAGGAACUGACGCUCCCCGGUAUCGCCCAGACCGUGAUCCUGACGCGGACCGCCGUGCGCGCCUCAUCCAUGCCCGACGACGAGCGGCUGGAGCACCUCGCCGCUGCCGGCGGCACGCUCGCCAUCCACCUCUCGAUCAACAACCUCGCGAAGGUGACGCGCACGCUGAUCCCGCACCGCGGGGCGGACUGCCCCACGUCGUCGCCUACCGCGUGA